UUAGAAUUGGCGAAAUAAUAGUUUAACGCAAAAAGAGAAAUCGUAUUCAACUUUUUCUUUGUCAUUGGUAUAUGGCUGUAACAGGAACUUUGUCAUAUGAAACGUUUUAAAUAUUCCUAGAAAUAAUGAUUACUUUUACUUUAUCGUGAUAAAGAUAGGCGCUUUUCGUAUACAUAUGAAUACCACUCGGGAAGUUUGACCGUCAUGCCGUGCACCUGACUCAUAACAAAUAAGAACUGCCAAAGAUACUAACUAGCGAUGGAGGUCACUUGUGACCGUGUAACCAAUGAUUGCAAAUCAGAUAUGGAGCUUGGCGAUCCUCCCAUACAAUGUUGCGGGUGGCAGGUGGAGGAUGUAAUAAAAUGGGCCAAAGAUUAUGAUAUGCAACCCGCAGUUAUAAACUGCUUGACCCUUGAACGCAUUGAUGGCAGUGAUCUUUUAGAAUUAAAUGAAAACGAUAUUCGAGAUUUUCGUUAUCGGCUUCAAUACAACCUUAGGAUGAGUGAUAUGAAAAAACUGUGGGUAGCUGUACGGACUCUACAACAGAGUCAGUUGCAUUCACCCCUCCAGCACGCUUGUACAUGUACGCAUAUGAGCACAUCCAUAUCAGCGGAUGGAUCGCCCAUAAAUCCUCACAAAGUUCGUGUAGCUUCUGGUUGCUACAACGUAGGCGCAUGUAGUUGUUCACUCGCUCAAACUGGUGGUAGUGGUGGGAAUUGUUAUUAUUCAGAUGUUUGUGCACCACCGCCAACUUUAAGUGGUAGUGCGGAAGGUGAUAACUUAUCUCCACCGAUGUCAGUUGAUGGGCGCGCUACCAACAUACCACCAGAGCUAUUUAAAACCGCUAUUAGCCUAGGAUACUCAUUCCUUGUUACUUGGAUAACGUCAUUUGUGAUGGUCAUAGUUCACGAGCGCGUGCCUGAUAUGAAACGAUAUCCGCCAUUGCCAGACAUUUUUCUCGACAACGUACCGCACAUACCUUGGGCAUUCCAUAUGUGCGAGAUCACAGGCACGUUGCUGUUCCUAAUCUGGAGCUGCGUUUGCAUCUUUCACAAAUACCGCCUUGUACUUUUGCGACGAUUCUUUGCUCUCGCUGGCACAGUGUUUCUUCUUCGAUGUGUCACAAUGUUGAUAACAUCGUUGAGUGUGCCAGGCACUCAUUUGCAGUGCAAUCAGAAGGAUUACGCAGUUGAUGAUACGGACCUGACUAUCACAGAAGCAUUGGAAUUGCGCAUUUCACGGGCCUAUACCAUUUGGAGUGGGCUAGGUAUGUCUAUUCAAGGAGUCCGUACAUGCGGCGAUUACAUGUUUAGUGGACAUACGGUAGCGCUGACACUGUUAAACUUUUUCAUUACUGAAUAUACACCGCGCAAUUUGUAUUUUUUGCACACGUUGACCUGGCUUUUGAAUAUGUUUGGCAUUUUUUUCAUACUCGCCGCACACGAGCACUACUCAAUAGAUGUAUUUGUCGCAUUUUACAUAACAUCGCGCCUCUUUCUGUAUUAUCACACGCUAGCCAAUAAUCAGGCUCUUAUGUCGCAUGAUUCAAACCGUACCCGCAUCUGGUUUCCAAUGUUUAGCUAUUUUGAGAGCUCUAUAGAUGGCAUCGUACCCAAUGAAUUUGACAGCAUCGGAGCUCUGAUUGAUGGUAUGCUCCAGUUGGUUUUAAAUGUCAAAGACACUUGUAUGCUAACAGCGCGUCGCAUUUGGAUUGAUACCCCACAUUUAUAUCUAAGCAGUGGAAACCGACCGUUUAAAUCGGAUUCAUCGGAGCCGCUUAAAGCGGUGAAUAAGCAGCUGGCUGGCAGCGUUUGUAACAUUCAACCUGCGAAUUCAACACAAACUUCCCCCGACGUAAGUAAAAAGGGAACAUUAAAGUCUUCAGAAUCGCCUUCAGAAAGUGCCACGACAAAGUCAUCGGCACCAAAUAACUGUACAAAAUUGGACAAAAAGCAGCUGUAGUUAAAAUGCACACAGUCUUAGGCACACAUUUGGCAUUUAUGAUAUUUUAACUAUACAUCCAGUAAUCGUAAAUAUAUAGAAAACCAAUAUUUUUAUUAUGUAAGAUAAUUUUAUAUUUAAGUGUUUCAAUCAUUACAUUCCCCCAUGUACAUACAUAGUAUGUAUGUAUACAUAUUUAGCUAGUAAAAUAUCAAACAUACACGUGCAUAUAUGGACUCCAUGCAGUACUCGUAAAUAAAUAUUCUAGUGAAUUAACAGAUGAGGCAUUGACUGAUUUGCUAGUUAUUGAGUUAUAUUUGGAACGAAUGCGUAGGUUCGAGACCGAUGGAGAUAAUAAAUUAGAAUUUAUAUCAAAUGUAAGUUAUUAAGUUAUUAAAUUCAAUUAAAAAUUUGAAAAGCGAAAAUGUUUUCAAUCUUGCUAAUACUUCGGCUAUUGUGUCUACUGCAAUAAACAUUUGGGGCCUUACACAUUUUGCUUAGUCCCUAGUCGAGAUUCUCCUUCAAUUUGUGGU
This is a messenger RNA of Rhagoletis pomonella (apple maggot), 2474 nucleotides long. It is a transcript of the gene SMSr, whose product is annotated as sphingomyelin synthase-related 1. Gene Ontology annotation, cellular component: Golgi membrane; endoplasmic reticulum membrane. The transcript is spliced from 6 exons. Lineage: Eukaryota; Metazoa; Arthropoda; Insecta; Diptera; Tephritidae. Bases 259 to 1962 code for a protein of 567 amino acids. The record is from RefSeq and is a predicted model, not a curated record. Gene Ontology annotation, molecular function: ceramide cholinephosphotransferase activity; sphingomyelin synthase activity. Gene Ontology annotation, biological process: ceramide biosynthetic process.